CUCCAAGAUAUUUAAGAAAACGCAAAUGCAUGGUCAUUGAAUUAUAUAGCGAGAAAACGUCAAAAACUAAACUGAUUAAAACAGAUAUUCUUUUAGUAAAACAGAAAAAAUAAAAAUAUCUUCAUAUAUAUAACCUGUGGUCCGAGACCCAAACCUUAAAUCAGUAUAAAAUAUCAUAGCGGAGUCUAAAGAAGAGUUCAUCCAAUUAUUUAACUCUUUAGUGUAAUCAUUAGCAACGCAAAGAAAUGCCUAAACGACAGGCUCAACGGCGUUUCACUCGCAAGACUGACUCGAAAACACCAUCCCAGCCUCUGGUAUCCCGUCGCUCUGCAAACUAUCAACCGUCUCUUUGGCAGCACGAAUAUCUCCUCUCGCUCGGUAAUACAUAUGUGAAAGAGGACAACGUCGAGAGAGUUACGUUAUUGAAGCAGGAAGUGAGUAAAAUGCUCAAUGAAACGGAAGGUUUACUCGAACAGCUAGAGCUCAUCGACACUUUACAAAGGCUUGGAGUUUCUUACCAUUUUGAACAAGAAAUCAAGAAGACACUAACGAAUGUGCAUGUUAAAAAUGUGCGAGCACACAAAAACCGGAUAGAUCGAAACCGAUGGGGAGAUUUAUACGCGACCGCCCUUGAGUUCCGACUCCUAAGGCAACAUGGUUUCAGUAUCGCACAAGAUGUUUUUGACGGAAAUAUUGGAGUUGAUUUGGAUGAUAAAGACAUCAAGGGUAUUCUUUCACUAUACGAAGCUUCAUAUCUCUCGACCAGAAUCGAUACUAAAUUGAAAGAGAGCAUAUACUAUACAACAAAACGACUUAGAAAAUUUGUGGAGGUAAAUAAGAAUGAGACCAAAUCUUACACUCUUCGAAGGAUGGUUAUACAUGCGUUAGAGAUGCCGUACCACCGGAGAGUGGGAAGACUAGAAGCAAGAUGGUACAUAGAAGUGUACGGAGAGAGACACGACAUGAACCCUAUCUUGCUUGAACUCGCGAAACUUGAUUUUAAUUUCGUACAAGCUAUCCAUCAAGACGAGCUCAAAUCCCUCUCUAGUUGGUGGAGCAAGACGGGAUUAACAAAACACCUCGAUUUCGUUAGAGAUCGAAUAACGGAGGGUUAUUUCUCGAGUGUUGGAGUAAUGUAUGAGCCCGAGUUUGCAUAUCACCGACAAAUGCUUACAAAGGUUUUCAUGCUCAUUACAACUAUCGACGAUAUAUACGAUAUUUAUGGGACACUUGAGGAGCUCCAACUAUUCACGACCAUAGUUGAAAAGUUACUAUUAAUACCUUGCAAAAUAAUAUCAAACUAUUUCACUCUAUAUCUAUUUGCUUAUUUCUUCAGUGAAUCGAUAUAUCAUGCAGAUGGGAUGUGAAUCGUCUUGAAGAACUUCCCAACUACAUGAAGUUAUGUUUUCUCUGCCUCGUCAACGAAAUCAAUCAGAUUGGAUAUUUUGUACUCAGAGAUAAAGGGUUUAAUGUGAUUCCUUACCUCAAAGAAUCUUGGGCAGAUAUGUGUACAACGUUUUUGAAAGAGGCAAAGUGGUAUAAAAGUGGUUACAAACCUAACUUCGAAGAAUACAUGCAAAAUGGUUGGAUCUCAAGCUCAGUCCCUACAAUACUUCUACACUUGUUCUGUCUCUUAUCCGACCAAACCUUAGACAUUCUUGGCUCCUACAAUCACUCUGUAGUUCGAAGCUCCGCCACCAUCCUCCGUCUCGCUAACGAUCUCGCCACUUCUUCGGUCAGUCAUGGUUUCACAACGUACAAUACUGUAAAUAAUUUAUUGACAGAUCAAAGGCGAUUAUAUCUAAGCAAACUUUUUCAGACUAAAUAAACAAAGUCAACCAACAUAUGGGGACUCACACAUGUGUUUCAAAGUUAUGCUCAAAGCGGUCCUAUAAAUAUAGUUAUUUUAACAGGAGGAAUUAGCGAGAGGCGACACUAUGAAAUCCGUACAAUGUCACAUGCAUGAAACUGGAGCUUCGGAGGCAGAGUCACGCGCGUACAUUCAAGGAAUUAUCGGUGUGGCUUGGGAUGACUUAAACAUGGAGAAAAAGAGUUGUAGGCUACAUCAAGGUUUCCUAGAAGCUGCGGCUAAUCUUGGACGUGUGGCUCAGUGCGUUUAUCAGUACGGUGAUGGCCAUGGCUGUCCUGACAAGGCUAAGACCGUCAAUCAUGUCCGGUCCUUGCUCGUCCACCCUCUUCCACUCAAUUAAUUAAUUAGUUUCUAAUAAUAAGUCUUAAAUCACACAAGUAUUGGAUUAGACGCUCAAAGAGUUGAGAGAUGCAUAUGUAUUCUCUACUCAAAUUAUAUAAUGCAUGUAAACAUUUGUUAGUUUUUAUCAACAUCAAGAGCUUGUAAAAUCAAGUUAGAUGAAUAUUUUGUAUAUGAGCAAAUAAUAUUCACUUGAUCAGUAUAUACUAGUGCUUAUAUAAGAAAAGAAAAUUCCUAUAUACAGUUUUAACAUUUCGAGCAAAG
Arabidopsis thaliana (thale cress) is the source of this 2473-nucleotide messenger RNA. RefSeq names its product terpene synthase 03 (gene TPS03). Gene Ontology annotation, cellular component: cytoplasm; chloroplast stroma. The transcript is spliced from 5 exons. Lineage: Eukaryota; Viridiplantae; Streptophyta; Magnoliopsida; Brassicales; Brassicaceae. Gene Ontology annotation, biological process: terpenoid biosynthetic process; diterpenoid biosynthetic process. The coding region runs from base 246 to 1367 and encodes 373 amino acids. Gene Ontology annotation, molecular function: (E)-beta-ocimene synthase activity; alpha-farnesene synthase activity; magnesium ion binding. The record is from RefSeq and is marked reviewed.